CAGUUUCUGUGUUUUAGAAAUGGCAGUGGGAGGGGGAUGUCUACGGAAGCCGAUUUGAGCGGAUUACGAAACCCGGAAGAGAAUGAGCAAAACUACCAAGUGGCUGUUACCAAAGAAGUUAUGAGCGCUCGGUAGAUGUUGUCCAUCAGAUUCUGUUUGUAGUAGAUCUAAAAACCGCAAACUGGGAUUUUACCACUGCCAGCCAUCUGACGUAAUGAAUUACUGAACAUUGAGUUUUCAUUAUUCUGGUAUUUUUCUACGAAUGUUAUCGCUAGCAGAGUGUUUGCGUUAGCCACCAAGGUCAAGGGGUUUUGAUGAACACGUGCGGUUUUCUACACUGAGAUUAGGUUUAUUGUUACCUUUGUCUAUCACCAAAAUGGCUGGGUUGAUUAAUUUUGAGGAUGAAAAAGAAGUGAAGCAGUUCCUGGAUAACUUAGGAGUUGAAUAUAGCUACCAAUGUCACCGCGAGAAAGACCCUGAAGGUUGUCAGCGACUUGCGGAUUACCUGGAGGGAGUCAAGAAAAACUAUGAAGCCACUGCACAGAUUCUCAAACAUAACUGCGAGACUCAUGGACACGGCGAGAGCUGCUAUAAACUUGGGGCUUACUACGUUGCUGGCAAAGGUGGAUUGACUCCGUGCCUCAAGACAGCCUACUCCUGUUUUCAGCAGUCCUGCAAAGCCGACGGGAAGAAAUCAGUGGAUGCCUGCCAUAAUGUGGGGUUGCUGGCCCAUGACGGGCGGGCCAUGGACAAUGGCCCAGAUGCCGGUGCAGCCCGGGAGUAUUACGAGAAGGCCUGUGCUGGGGGCUUUGCUCCAAGCUGCUUCAAUCUGAGUGCCCUGUUCAUCAAGGGCUCCCCAGGACAAGAGAAGAACAUGCCACUGGCACUGCAGUAUGCCAUGCGUGCAUGUGAGCUGGGACAUGUGUGGGGCUGCUCCAACGCCAGCCGCAUGUACAAACUCGGGGAUGGGACGCCCAAAGAUGACCAAAAGGCAGAAGACCUAAAAAACAGGGCCAAGGAACUUCAUGGACAGCAGAAUGAGCGACAACUGAAAUUUGGAGAGUGAAGGAAGAUUGAAACUUUACUGAAAGUGACCGAGCAGCUGUUUCAAGGAAAACAGUGUGUAUUCUGAGUGGAAUCUGAGUGGCAGUGUAGUAAUGUGGUGGUCAAUGGUGACAGAGCUGUACAGUUUGUUUUAUGCUCAUUGGGAUAAGUUGUGUCAUACAUUUCCAAUCAGAGCUGAAACUAUUUUUACUCAAGUAAAGGGAAACAAUUUUUACUCAAGUAAAGUUUUGUUCGAACCACUCUGCAUUAAAUACCAAGGAACUAAAUAUGAAAAUAAAUAUUCAUCUGAAUCGAA
Clupea harengus (Atlantic herring) is the source of this 1360-nucleotide messenger RNA. RefSeq names its product cytochrome c oxidase assembly factor 7 (gene coa7). Lineage: Eukaryota; Metazoa; Chordata; Actinopteri; Clupeiformes; Clupeidae. Gene Ontology annotation, cellular component: mitochondrial intermembrane space. The record is from RefSeq and is a predicted model, not a curated record. Gene Ontology annotation, molecular function: protein binding.